GCUGUUUGUUGUGUAACUUCGAUAUUCUACCGAUUCUGAAUUAAACAAACGGUAAAGAACCAGUGGUUUUUGUCUGGUUGUAAAAAAAUAUGUCUGUGGGAAAUAACAGUGCACCACAUUUGAGCGGGAGUUGUGUUAACUUUGGAUUAAUUAGAGACGAAGCAAGACGAGAACUUGUGCAUCUUUUGGACAAAUGCCAUGGUAGUAAGGCUUUAGUAUGGGACCAAGAAUUGACGGAGCAAUUUGGUUUGGUGGCUGAAUAUUCCUUGUUAAAAGAACGAGAAGUGGAUAGAAUGUUCCCGUUACGAACACCCCGGCUUCCAAAAUCAUCAGUUCAGCACAUCAUCUUUGUAACGAGGCCGGUGAUUUCUUUAAUGGACGUAAUCGCAUCAAAUAUAAGAAAGGAAGAAGAAGGAGAUGGUUUUGGGAGAAAAGAAUUCCAUAUUUUUUUUGUUCCAUGGAAGAGUUUUUUAUGCGUACAGAAGCUAGAGGAUCUUGGAGUGUAUGGAGCGCUUACAAAUAUUGAAGAUUAUCAUCUUGAUCUAAUUGCGCUCGACUCUGAUGUUUUAUCCAUGGAGAACCAUCUAAAUUUCUAUGACAACAACAUCAGUGAAGAUGGAACUUCUCUUUAUUUGGCUGCAAAAGCAAUCACUCGUAUACAGAAGCAGUACGGACAAAUUCCAAUGAUUUAUGGGAAAGGAAAGUCAUGUAAAGCAAUCUGUAGCCUUCUUCAGAAAAUGUGGAGCGAGCAGGGGGAUGUGGUAGGCGAUGAACAUCCUCAGAUUGAUCGUCUCCUGAUCAUUGAUAGAACUGCUGACUUGAUAACUCCUCUCGUAACGCAGCUAACAUAUGAAGGGUUAAUUGAUGAAGCUUAUGGGAUAAGCAACACAAGCGCUUCAUUUCCGCCUGAAAAGUUUCAAACCACCUCAAAGUCAGAAGACUUAAUGACAGAGAAGAAGAAGAUAGUUUUAACAUCCAAAGAUGAUCUUUUCACCAUCCUUCGUAACUGCAACUUCAAUGCUGUUGGACCAACUCUGAAAAAACAAGCAAAAAGUAUUUCAGAAAAGUAUGAGGAGCGACACACAGCCAAGACAGUUGGAGAAAUGAAACAGUUUGUUUCUCAUCUUCCACAAAUGCAACAAGCAAAAGCCUCGUUAGCUGUUCAUACCAACAUAGCUGAACUUAUAAAGGAAUUCACAGACGAAGAUGACUUUAUGGAAUCUCUCAGCACUCAACAAGAGUUUUUAAAUGGUAUUGGAACAGAUAAAGUGAAUCCAUAUAUUGAGGAUUGCCUCUUUCGUAAACAACCUAUUGUACAAGUUCUUCGACUUAUUUGUCUUCAGUGCCAAACUAAUAAUGGGUUGAAACCAAAGGUGUUGGAAUAUUACAAACGUGAAAUUGUGCAGACGUAUGGUUAUAAACACCUGAUCACUUUAAACAAGUUGGAAAAAUGCGGAUUGAUGUGUGGUACUGGUACUUCAUGGAAUUACAACACUGUUCGUAAAUCAUUGAGACUUGUGGUGGAUGAUAUUAAUGAGAAGGAACCUCAAGACAUCGCUUACGUACACAGCGGGUACGCUCCGUUGAGCAUCAGACUCGCUGAGAUCCUCUCCCAUCCAGGAUGGAGGAGCAUUGAUGAAGUCCUCCGGAUAAUUCCUGGUCCCACCGUCUCCGGACUUCAACAGUUUAAACCUAAAAAGAAAUGGCAAGGAAGCAUUAACAGCGAAGGCAGUUCUCCAAACACAGUCACACUUGUGUUUUUCGUUGGUGGCGUGACAUAUGCUGAAGUAUCAGCGCUGCGGUUUCUCUCGGCGAAAAACGACGGUCACGAAUACCUCACCGCAACAACGAACUUUGUGAAUGGAAACACGUUGAUCCAAUCAAUGGUUGAGCCGGACUAGAAACCAGUACUGCCACUUACUUUUGUGCAAUAUCAUAUGUCAUUAUAUCUUACCAUCUUACCAAUUAUCCAAUCUUUGCAUAAGUAAUUCAAUUGCUAGAUUUUAAAAUACAGUAUGUGUUUAAUUGAAGUUCAUACGAUUUAGUGAUUUUUUUAAUGAAAACAAAAACUUUUAAUAACAUUAUCAUUAGCAAAUACCUUAUCAUAAACAAAGAACAUUCAAAGAAUUAAAAAAACCGUAUUCUCACGACUCCCACGGACCGUUGUUAGUUGUUUAAAACACGAUCAGGAUAUUUGGAUAUUAUGUGCUAAAGGUGUCCGGUCCUUCCCCACCCUACUAUACAUUACGACUACAUCGCGUAGCUGAUUAAAUAUAUUACGUAAAUCGGG
Ciona intestinalis (vase tunicate) is the source of this 2290-nucleotide messenger RNA. The record is from RefSeq and is a predicted model, not a curated record. NCBI's taxonomy places the organism in Eukaryota, Metazoa, Chordata, Ascidiacea, Phlebobranchia, Cionidae.